Messenger RNA from Hibiscus syriacus, 620 nucleotides. RefSeq names its product norbelladine synthase-like. The transcript is spliced from 2 exons. Lineage: Eukaryota; Viridiplantae; Streptophyta; Magnoliopsida; Malvales; Malvaceae. Bases 56 to 601 code for a protein of 181 amino acids. Gene Ontology annotation, cellular component: nucleus; cytoplasm. Gene Ontology annotation, biological process: abscisic acid-activated signaling pathway; defense response. The record is from RefSeq and is a predicted model, not a curated record. Gene Ontology annotation, molecular function: protein phosphatase inhibitor activity; abscisic acid binding; signaling receptor activity.
GAAUCCCACAAAAGGAGGUUCCAACUGCACCCAUUGAAUAUCAUUCAACCCAGAAAUGUUGAGGCAAGUUUCUUUCAUUUUCUUGCUUAUUAUUUUCUGUUGUUAUUCAGGAGUCGAGUCCAAAUUAGGUUUGAAGCAUGUUACCGAUGAGGUUGAAGUGAACGUGGCUGCAAGUAGGGUUUGGAAGCUUUACAGGCACCUUGGGAAUUCAUUCCUUGCAGCUGAACGACUCAAAAAUGUGAUCCAAAGUGUUCAAGUUUCGAAAGGCGAUGGCGGUGUUGGAACUAUUCUCAAACUCACUUCUGUUCCAGGGAAUUCAAGCUAUACUGAAAAGUUCAUUGUGAUUAAUGAUGAGAAGAGGGUGAAAGUGGCAAAGGGAUUGGAAGGAGGGCGUUUGGCAAUCGGUUGUUCGGUUCAAAUUGUUCGGCUUGAAAUUAUUGAGAAAAGCAGUGGUUCAUGCAUUAUUAGAUCGGAUAUUGAUUACGCUGUGAAGGAGGAGUUCGAAGGUGAUGAUCCAAAGCCUAAUAUCCAAGUCAUAGCAGCAGCUGUACGAGUUGCUAAAAGAUUUCUGGAGAAUCCAGGAACUGCAAUGUCAGCUUAAUUUAACAGAUUGAUGGUGA